CUUGAUGGCCCUCUCCGUAAAAAUGACAGAUUCAAGGGCACCAAUAACUAACUAGUUAACUAGCUAACUAGCUGAUAGGAAGGCUACUUUGUACCACACACAGCUGUUCAUAAAAGAGGCGAGCUGAAAAGGACACGCCGCGAACAAGGGACCGAGCGCAAAACAUGACAGACAGAAUGAUGAGAGCAAUCGAUGUGGAAGGCGGGAGAGGGAGUGCCGAUGCCUUAUUUAUUAAUGAAAUACCGGUUCCUGAACCCGGGGAGACCCAAGCAUUAAUAAAAAUCAAGGCUUUCGGGCUGAACAGGAUGGAUAUAUUACAGCGUGAGGGUAAAUACCCUGUGCCCCCCCAAGCGCCUAGUACGAUGGGUGUUGAGUUCUCUGGGACGAUCGAGAAGCUCGGCCGAAACCCUGAGAUUGGCUUCAAGCUUGGAGAUGAAGUGUUUGGCCUAGCUUACGGUGGCGCCUAUGCGGAAUACAUUGCCGUCUCAACGCAUAUGUUAAUACACAAGCCCGUGGAAUUAUCGUGGGAGGAGGCAGCUGGAAUUCCUGAGACUUGGAUAACAGCCACCCAAGCCCUAUACUUGAUAGGUGGAUUUAAGCCAGGAAAUUCGGUUCUCUGGCAUGCAGGCGCUUCAUCUGUCUCCAUAGCUGGUAUUCAGCUCGCUAAAAAUGAUGGCGCAUCUGCCGUGUUCGUGACUGUAGGUUCCCAGGAGAAGAUCGACUUUUGUCUUGAUAAGCUGGGUGUCACUGCCGGAUACAACUAUAAAACCCAGGAUUGGGCAUCUGAACUUUUAGAAGCGACGGAUAAUCGCGGUGUUGACCUAAUCAUCGAUUUUGUAGGUGCAACGCACUUCCAGAGUAACUUAAAUGUUGCAGCUCGGGAUGCGCGUAUAGUUCAGUUGGGACAAAUGAGUGGUUCAAUCCUCCCUGCAGGUGUUGACAUCAGCAGCCUCCUGAGGAAGAGGGUUAGGUUGGAAGGUAGCACCCUCAGAAGCCGGGGCGAGGGAUACCAGAAGAAAUUGCGUGAUUUGCUGGUCAAGCGUGCACUGCCAAAGUUCCGGGAUGGUACUUUUACUGUCUUCAUCGAGAAGGUUUUACCUUUCGAGCAUGUUGCAGAUGCCCAUAUAUUGCUAGAGAGCAACUGUACCAAGGGCAAGGUGAUUUGUACAGUUGACUGAAGGACUUGUGUCAACAUCAUUGCGGGCUUAUGGUAAGCAAGUAGGGGUAACCUUUGUUCUACUAUCAUUGCAUGGGAUAGGUGGACCUAUAAGGCUAUUUAAAACAUGUCUAUGAUGAAUGAGGAGUUGACAAGCACACAGGCGAAAAACAUACAAUACAUUAAUCUACUUGCCUAGUACUUUAGCUAGAUAUAUACCCUUACAUACAUAGUACAUAAAAUAUUUUA
This is a messenger RNA of Aspergillus pseudonomiae, 1405 nucleotides long. Its product is annotated as NAD(P)H-quinone oxidoreductase. The transcript has 5 exons. Bases 165 to 1178 code for a protein of 337 amino acids. Lineage: Eukaryota; Fungi; Ascomycota; Eurotiomycetes; Eurotiales; Aspergillaceae. The record is from RefSeq and is a predicted model, not a curated record. Gene Ontology annotation, molecular function: oxidoreductase activity.